AUGGUUGGUCUGUACAGGUUCCUCACCCCGGAGGAAAUGGAAGAGAAAGCAGUGGGUUCCUCUGUUUGGACCUUCUUCCUCAGACAGCUCUUAGCAGCGAGCAGCUCCAGCGAGGGGAUGGUCGACCCCAAGGACUACACGUUMGCCGGACUUAAAGGCGAGACUGUGGGCCGCCUGCCUGGCAAGGUGGCAGGGCAGCAGUUUGUCAUUCAGGACUGCGAGGACUGCAGCAUCUACGUGUUCGACCAUUCCGCCACCAUCACCAUUGACGACUGCACGAACUGCCAGCUCUUCCUGGGCCCCGUCAAGGGCAGCGUUUUCUUCCGCGACUGCAAGGACUGCCGCUGCGUGGUGGCCUGCCAGCAGUUCCGCAGCCGGGACUGCCGGCGGCUGGACGUGUUCCUGUGCUGCGCCACGCAGCCCAUCAUCGAGGCCUCCGCCGCCAUGAGGUUCGCCUGCUUCCAGUACUACUACCCCGAGCUGGCGGCGCAGUUCCGCGACGCCGGCCUGAGCAUCUUCAACAACACGUGGAGCAACAUCCACGACUUCACGCCGCUUGCCGGCGAGAACAACUGGGGGCUCCUGCCCGAGAACGCGCCCGUCGAGGACUACGUUGCCCUGCCGAGCACGGAGGAGCUCAGYGGCGUGCGGGUGUGCACGGAGGCCGCGAGGAGCCUCGUGCCCGUGACGCGGGGCCGGCGGCACCGGCGCAGCGACGAGUCCUGCUUGGUGGUGUUCUUUGCCGGGGACUACACGACCGCCAACGCCAGGAAGUUGAUCGAUGAGAUGACUGGCAAAGACUUUCAGCUGGUACAGACAAAAGAAGUCUUAAUGAAAGCAGAGGAUGCUCAGAGAGUUUUCCAGCAACGUGCCUCAGAGUUCCUUCCCCUGCUUGAGAAAGGCCCAGUAGUUGCUUUGGAAUUCAACGGAGAUGGUGCUGUGGAGGAAUGUCAAAGCACUGUGAAGAAUGUUUUCAGUGGAACCGAGGUUUUUGUGUCGGAGAGCAAGGCAGCGGCGUCUCAAGACGUGGACAAUUUCUACAACUUUGCUGACAUGCAGAUGGGCAUGUGAAGUGUGACGGGGCGCGUGCGGCGCCUGGACGGCUCUCGCCUCGCACGUGGCCGUGGCACCGAGACGUUCUCUCCUUGGGUUUUGUAUCGCUUCUGUAUCCCUUUUAUAAAAGGUACUGGCGACUUUAAUACCGUAUUACACGGGCUGCAGCAAAUGGGAUAGCUCCCAUGGACAUUGUGCAGUCCAACUCCAGAAGCUACGGAGGCUUUUUUUU
Nothoprocta perdicaria is the source of this 1285-nucleotide messenger RNA. RefSeq names its product RP2, ARL3 GTPase activating protein (gene RP2). Gene Ontology annotation, cellular component: cilium; periciliary membrane compartment. The record is from RefSeq and is a predicted model, not a curated record. NCBI's taxonomy places the organism in Eukaryota, Metazoa, Chordata, Aves, Tinamiformes, Tinamidae. Gene Ontology annotation, molecular function: GTPase activator activity. The coding region runs from base 1 to 1071 and encodes 356 amino acids. The transcript has 5 exons. Gene Ontology annotation, biological process: post-Golgi vesicle-mediated transport.